Penicillium antarcticum is the source of this 222-nucleotide messenger RNA. RefSeq lists its product as uncharacterized. Lineage: Eukaryota; Fungi; Ascomycota; Eurotiomycetes; Eurotiales; Aspergillaceae. The transcript has 2 exons. Bases 1 to 222 code for a protein of 73 amino acids. The record is from RefSeq and is a predicted model, not a curated record.
AUGUAUGCCAAGGUGCACUUAGAUCUGUGGGGUGAAAUCAAGAAGGUCAAGGCUCAGAUCAGGAAAUUGCACGAUGCUGUCAACCCUGGCGAAAAUUUGGCUACUCAGCCUCACAUGUAUAGACUUCGAAGCAAGGAGCAGAUGCAAAUGGCUUUGAAGUUUACUUGGGAUACUUGGAAUAAGACCUUUGGCGCCAUUGAUCUCAUCAGGAGUGCACUCUAG